Molecule: messenger RNA, 1294 nt
Organism: Brassica napus (rape)
Lineage: Eukaryota; Viridiplantae; Streptophyta; Magnoliopsida; Brassicales; Brassicaceae
Exons: 1
Coding region: 160-906 (248 amino acids)
Source: RefSeq, a predicted model, not a curated record
AGGGGCAAAAGAGUAAAAACACAGAUCCCGAGACUUUGCGUUAUAAAUGAAAUCCUCUUGGUUAAAGCAACGAGUUGACUCAGUUUCAUCAUAACUAUAAUAAACGGCAAUCUCUUCACUUUCCUCUUUAACUUCUUCUUCUUCUUCUUCAUCCCUCUCAUGGCAUUGGACGAGAGCUUGAUGAUGAUGUCUUCAUUUCCAGUCGUCGAAGAAGACGCUGGAUUCCACCAGAUCCGUACCUCUCUGUCUCGACUCUCUGUUUGCACAUCCUCCGUUUACGACGACGCCACCAAGAAUCAUCCUGACUUGGGCGUUGUCGAGAGCUUCGACGGAGCAGAAGCCGACGGAGAAGUCUCCGAAGACGGCGGUGGAGGAGGAAAAGAGAACGUUCGAGAGUCUGACUCCGACAAAGAGACGCCACGGUUUUACUCCCUCCCGGCGACUCCACCUCGCCGGAGAAGAAAAAACACAGUCACCGGAGAUAUAGACGCGAACGAGAGUAGCAGAGACGGCGGUAAGAGUAGUAGCUCACGGAGGCAGAGGAGGGUGCUCAGGGAGAAGAAGAAGAAAGGUCACGGCUUUAACGGCGCUGACGGAGAGAGUGACGGCGGUGGUGGAUUGGGGUUAACGGUGUUAACGAGAGCUAAAGGAGGAGAGAAGUCGCUGAGGAUGGGGCUAGAGGAAGUGAAAGCUUGUAGAGAUCUCGGGUUCGACUUAGAGGUUCCGGGUCGGAUCUCUGUGUCAGCCGGGUCGAAUUUCGAUACUCAGACUAGUAGUGGCAGCAACUCUCCGAUCGCCACGUGGCGCAUCUCGAGCCCCGGUGAUGACCCGAAGGAGGUUAAGGCGAGACUCAAGGUGUGGGCACAAGCUGUAGCGUUAGCUUCUUCGUCACGUCAAGCUAAUUAGCUUCUUAAUAUAUCUUUCCCCUCUUUUUUAGGUUUUUUUUUUUUUUUCACUUUUGUCCUCUUGCUUUUGGUUCAAGUAAUUGCUUAACUUUUAGGGUUUUUGAUGUUUUUAAUGGGUUUUUAUGAGAUUUACGAGCUUAAUCAGCAGUUGUUACAUGGAUGAUGGAAAUAGCAACGUGUAACCCUAACGUGCGAUUCACUGUGGUACACAAAGGUGAAAGAUAAAGUGCUAUGUACAAUAGGAAGACCUCACAGAACAGAACAAAGGUUUAGACUUUUGACAUGAAAAGCAGAGCUCAUGAUCUGUUUUUGAGAUUCGGACGUUUUGUAAUAGAGUCCAAUGAAUAAAGGAAUAUGUUCUUUACCUUUUAUUCAUUUUCAUUUUGAUA